Messenger RNA from Botrytis fragariae, 1101 nucleotides. Its product is annotated as putative sorbitol dehydrogenase protein. Gene Ontology annotation, biological process: D-sorbitol catabolic process. NCBI's taxonomy places the organism in Eukaryota, Fungi, Ascomycota, Leotiomycetes, Helotiales, Sclerotiniaceae. The transcript has 3 exons. The record is from RefSeq and is a predicted model, not a curated record. Gene Ontology annotation, molecular function: L-iditol 2-dehydrogenase (NAD+) activity. Bases 1 to 1101 code for a protein of 366 amino acids.
AUGAGCCCUUCAGCAACAGAAAUCUCAGAGACCACCAUGGCAAAGCCUACCAAGUCUAACAUCGGUGUUUAUACCAACCCAGCACAUGAAUUGUGGGUUGCAGAAGCAGAACCAUCUUUAGAAAGCAUUGAGAAGGGCGAUUCAUUGAAGCCAGGAGAAGUUACAGUGGGCAUUAGAAGUGUCGGUAUCUGCGGGUCGGAUGUACACUUUUGGCAUGCUGGGUGUAUAGGCCCAAUGAUUGUCGAAGACACACACAUACUUGGACACGAAUCAGCUGGCGUUGUACUCGCAGUUCAUCCAUCGGUUGAUAGUCUGAAAGUCGGCGAUCGAGUCGCUGUUGAGCCAAACAUUAUCUGCGGUGAAUGCGAGCGAUGUCUUUCUGGUAGAUACAACGGAUGUGAGAAGGUUUUGUUUCUGUCAACACCACCAGUUCCAGGUCUUCUUCGCAGAUAUGUCAACCACCCGGCUACUUGGUGUUACAAGAUUGGAAACAUGUCAUUCGAAGAUGGAGCAAUGUUGGAACCUUUGAGCGUCGCAUUGGCUGGUUUAGAAAGAGCAAAUGUUAAGUUGGGAGAUCCAGUUCUCAUCUGCGGGGCUGGCCCUAUCGGUCUCAUCACCCUGCUUUGUGCUCGAGCUGCUGGAGCUUGCCCGAUUGUUAUCACGGAUAUCGAUGAGGGAAGACUUGCUUUCGCCAAGGAGCUUGUUCCUUCAGUUACUACGCACAAAGUCGAGAGAUUAUCCGCGGAAGAGGGUGCUAAAUCUAUUGUAAAAUCCUUUGGGGGUAUUGAGCCAGCAGUCGCCAUGGAGUGUACUGGAGUUGAAAGCAGUGUAGCUGCAGCUUGCUGGGCAGUCAAAUUCGGUGGAAAGGUGUUCGUGGUCGGUGUAGGCAAAGAUGAGAUGACACUACCAUUUAUGAGAUUGAGUACCGCGAGAUACUGUAACACAUGGCCAAGAGCCAUUCGACUGGUCGAGAGUGGUAUCAUUGAUAUGAAGAAGCUGGUAACCCAUCGUUUCCCACUGGAAGAUGCGAUUAAAGCCUUCGAGACAGCAGCAAAUCCAAAGACUGGUGCUAUAAAAGUUCAAAUCAAGAACGACGAAUAG